GAUAUCCUAAUACUCCUAGCACAAAUGGUCUUGAAUGAUUUCUUUCCAUUAUUCAAAUAUAUACUUUUUAUCUGUAUAGCCUGUAGAAUUUGUGGUACAUGUAAACCUAAAGAAAUCACCGAUCUGAGGGGAAUUAGAAUUCACGCUCAUUACAUGAAGUUGGAGAUGGGUGACGAGGAGAAGAAAAAGUUAAGAUAUGCUGUAGACAUCGUCUCGAGAAAAAUAUCAUCCAUCCUCAAAGUUAUACCCACAGAAGGGCCUUUACUGUUGAAAAGAAAGGGAGGAUGUUUUAAACAGUGGACACAUGGCAGAAACAUGAAUAAAUGCAGAUUUUAUGACAGAAAAUAUCCUGCCAUUGGAGAACUAUGUUCCAAUGAAAUUGAGAUUCCCAGUGAACACCUGUCUGAGCUGUCUGUAUGGGGAGAGACAAAGGAGGAGCCCCUUAAUGUGAGGUAUCCUGCAGGGGAAGGGUUGAAAGACACAGAUUUUGUGGUGUAUGUCCAGGCAGUCAGCUCCAGUUCCUGUGUAGAGGAUGUCUCUCAUUUGGCUCAUGCCACAUAUUGCUACCAAGACAACAGAGGAAGACCUGUAGCUGGAUACAUCAACAUUUGUCCUCAGAAGGUGUCCAGCCUCACAAUUGACAGGAUCAAAAUGGUGUUACUCCAUGAAUUGCUACAUACACUGGGAUUCACCAAACGCCUCUUUGAAGAUUUCAGACAAUGUUCUUUAAAAGAUGAGCUGUCAGGUUUAUGUAACAACUCAGAUAUCAGAAAUAACCCAGUGCAGACAGUGAAUGGGGUCUUGCGUCUCCUCACACCAGCUGUAGAAAGAGAAGCCAUCAGACAUUUUAACUGUCAAGAAGACAAGUUUGGACCAGCUUUGCAGGAAGAGAGAGGAAUUCUUUCUCACUGGGACAGUUACCAGAUGUAUGGAUCUAUUAUGACUCCCAGUCCAGGACCACCACAAUUGACUUUUCUUGAUCGCAUGACGUUAGCUGUUUUUGAGGACAGUGGAUGGUAUGGAGUUAAUUACAGCCAAGCGGAUGAUUAUCAGUGGGGCAAAGGUGAGGGGUGCAAACUUUCAUCAUCAUCCAACCACAUGUGUAUUCAAGGAGAAUAUGGUUGUCAUUUUCUCCACAAGGACAAAGCCAUUUGUAAAUCUCCAAGUACAAAGGGAGGCAACUCUGUCUUUAUCCCACAACCAGGGCUGGAGUGCUCUAAAGGAUACAACUCUACUACAUCUGAUUUUGAAAUACUUUCAAGCCAGAGUCGAUGUUUCAGAUCCAAUCUUACAGCACAGAAUAUAUCUAUGGAAAUGACAGGACAAUGUUAUCACCAUCGAUGUGUUAAUGGUAUGUUAAAUGUUAAACUGAAGAGCACAGGAUGGAUGACUUGUCCGUAUGGAAAGUUUAUUAAGGUGGAAAAUCUUACAGGUGUGAUUUUAUGUCCAUCUAGAAAGGACAUAAUAUGCCCAGAUCACAGAAGCUUCAAUAGUUUGUCAACCUCAACAGUUUUGUAUGACAUAAAAAAGACAACAGAAUUGGAUUUUCAUUCAUCUGCUUCCUGCUUAAAAAGACCUUAUUUAUUGAACCUUAUUUCAAUCUUUUGUUGUUUUUUUUUGUUUUGUUUUGUUUUUUUUCAUUUUAAAGUACUUGUAACUUUCCUCUGUUAGGAUAUGUACAUAUAUAUUUUAUAUCAUAUUUCAUUUAUGUUAUGCUGUCUGGGUUUUCAUUAACAUGUACAAGCUGUUUACAGUGAUGUGGCAAAGAAAACUAUCAUACUUUU
Saccostrea echinata is the source of this 1784-nucleotide messenger RNA. RefSeq names its product ciliated left-right organizer metallopeptidase-like. The record is from RefSeq and is a predicted model, not a curated record. Gene Ontology annotation, biological process: proteolysis; cell adhesion. Gene Ontology annotation, molecular function: metalloendopeptidase activity. Bases 25 to 1671 code for a protein of 548 amino acids. Gene Ontology annotation, cellular component: cytoplasm; membrane. The transcript is spliced from 14 exons. NCBI's taxonomy places the organism in Eukaryota, Metazoa, Mollusca, Bivalvia, Ostreida, Ostreidae.